This is a messenger RNA of Acanthaster planci (crown-of-thorns starfish), 3230 nucleotides long. RefSeq names its product beta-taxilin-like. Gene Ontology annotation, molecular function: syntaxin binding. NCBI's taxonomy places the organism in Eukaryota, Metazoa, Echinodermata, Asteroidea, Valvatida, Acanthasteridae. The record is from RefSeq and is a predicted model, not a curated record.
GUACGUGUACGCGUACGCGUUAGACCCAUCACAGCAUUAAUGGCCGCCACACUGCUCACAAUUUUCGGGUGACUUUGUGCUUUCACAUUUGCUUCGAAAUAUCAAGACAACUAGACGGCUUAAGGCAAAAGCUAGAUACGGUACGUACCAAGUAUCAAGGUAUAUCCCAAAGGUUAAAGCAACUUUAUCUGGAAUGGAAGAAACCACUGGCAUUCAAAAAAGCAGCAAUGAUUCACAGAGCCACUCAGAAGAGGAAAUUCUUGAAAAAAUGGGUGAAAUGAGUGUGGAAAAAAAGGGGAAAAGUCAGGACAAAGAGGGGAAAAAGGGCAAAAGAGCAGUUAAAGAUGCAGAGCACAUGAAUCGAGCAAUAACGCAAACUCUAAGUAGUCUACACACAUCUGAGGAGAAGAUUAUGUGUCUCAGCAAAAAAUAUGCUGAAUUGAUGGUUGAACACAAGGCAUUACAGAGAGAAGUCAAGGUUCAACAGAAACAGUACGCUACAUUGCAAAGAGAAAAGGAUCAUCUUCAGAGUGAGCAUGGACGAGCAGUGUUGGCAAAGAGCAAAUUAGAAAGUUUAUGCAGAGAAUUACAACGACACAACAAGACAAUUAAAGAAGAGAGUUUACAGAGGAGCAAGGAAGAGGAAGAGAAAAGGAAAGAAGUGUCGGCUAAAUUUCAACAAACAAUAAAUGACAUAACAACUCAAAUGCAGGAAAACCAUACACGUAACCUGAAGCUUAAAGAAGAAAAUUUGGAUCUUGCAACUAAAUUGAAGAGUCUGGUUGAGCAGUAUGAGCGGCGGGAAGAGCACAUAGAGAAAUUAUUCAAGCACAAAGAGUUAGAAUCACAACUCUAUGAUGCAAAGAUACAACAAGCAAAUAUUGCACUUGCUGAAGAGAAGGAAAAGUACCAGAGAGACAAAGCUUUGUGGAUGGUAGAAGCUGCUGAGAAUCGGAGGAAAUGUGAUGUGCUUACUAAACAAGAAUCUGAACUAAAAGCACAGCUGACUGUAUAUACAGAAAAGUUCGAGGAAUUUCAGUCAACGUUGACAAAGAGCAAUGAUGUGUUCCAGACACUGAAGCAAGAAAUGGACAAGAUGACAAAGAAGAUCAAGAAAUUGGAGAAGGAGACAAAUAUGUGGCGAAUUCGCUGGGAAAACACCAACAAAUCAUUGCUGGCAACAGCAGAACAGAAAAAUCACCAUGAGCGCGAGUCGGCAGAAAAUCGCAAUAAGGUGGUACGAUUAGAGAAGUUAUGUCGUGCACUGCAGGGUGAACGAAAUGCUCUCCUUGACAAGGCCAGGGCAGAAUCUAAUGCAUCAGAAACAUCUUGUCAGCAACAGGUUGAAGAAAAGGAGGCAAACCGAAGAGGAGAGGAGAUAAGUUGUUUAAGUCAAGAAGACAGUAAGGCUGAGAAUGUUGAGGAAUCCAGCCAGCAAGAUAGUAGCAAGUUACAAGAAGCUUGUAGCUCUAUACAAGAUAUUGACUAAUAAAAUUGACUUGAUGAAGGAACCGUAACCCUAACAGUCCUCAGUCCUUUAACAGGUGAAGGACUGAGGACUGUUAGGAUUAAAGCAACAUCUGGAUGGAAGAUUGUGGCUUCUUUUUAGAAUCCUGCAUUACUGUUUGAAGCGUGCAACAGGAACUUGAUUUGAGGCAUAAAUAUGAUCACAUCCACAGAGAUAUACAUCACACUUUAGUACACAGGACCUGCUACACAAUGCAUGUAUGAAGGGAAAGAAUAUAAUACUUGAAGUCAAUAUCCAAUGCUUUUGGGAAACAAAUCAAUCGGGUACCCUUAAAGAGUUGUUAUAUAUCAUAUGGAGGACUUUUCAUUCAAUACUAACUUGUUUGGGGUUUUUAAUAUGUUUGAGUGCUGUACAAAUGCAUUUGUAGGACUAGUUGCAGUGUUGAGGAUCAAGAGUGUACAAAUUUGCUUUGGUUUCUACAUUAUUUACACAGUAAAAAAAGAAACAACUAUUUAGAAAUUGCUUGCAAGCAGGUGGCAGUACAGGUUCUGUCCAAGAAUAUAUGAUUGCACUGUGCAGCACAACCCUAGAGGUGAGUGGAUAGCACAGAAGUUGUGCUCAUUGGAGAAAACUGUAUGUGAUUGAGAAAGUGGAUUUCAAAUUAAUAAAAUGUUACUGAUGUGGAGUGGUCAAUUUGCAUUUAGUCUUUCUUGGGUGUACUUACAGAUGUAACGAAUCCACUGCCACAUUGCUUGCACAUAGUGGUCCAGAUAUCUACUGAAUACUCCGAAAUCACAUCUAUGCUGUGUUAAUCUGAAAAGAUUCAUACGUGUAGGAAAGUUUAUUGCACAGUCUGAAUAUCAAGAGUCUUAACUUAUCAGAAGAGUUUUUGAUACCAUGUCCAUAGAAUGACUGCUACAUGUAUAAAAAAACAUUAACCUCUUAUCAAUAUGUAAUACUUUACUUGGUGUACUUUUUACAACUUAAUGGACACAGGAAAUUUUCAGUCUUCCAUUUACCAGUUUUUUCGGCACUGGAAACAUGCAAAAAGCUUGGAUGUAGUGGUAGCAUUUGUAAACAUAUUUUGUGAUAAUUCUUCAAACACUAAAUCUUUGGCCAAAUGACUGACCUUAUUCAGUGCUUUCUGUUAGGUGGCCAUGUUGUGAAAGUGUGUUCUUGACAAAACGUAUUGAGGUAAAAUUUUAUAUAUUUGAGUUUUACCUUUUUGGAUCAUUAUUUGUGGCAAAAUUUUUGAGGUUUAUUGAACAGUAGAGGUUUAUCUAGCCAGACAGUUAAGCAGGCAAUGAACUAUUAGAAAUCGACAAAUGAAGUAUUUGACCUAGUCUCCAAUUGGCUAAGUUGAGCUGCUAUGUUACCUCAGCAUUCCCGAAGUUCAAGAACUAUAUUUGAAAUGUCAACAUCUAUCUGUUUCUUGCAUACACUGUUGUGUAAAUCACUCCAAACUGUCAUUCACCACUGAUACCUCUUGUUGCCGCACUCUUUAUUUAGCUUUUUUUGGGGGUGUCACAGGUCAGAAUAUGUGAUGAUAGUGUGCAAGCGCGUAACAAUUGUUACUUGCAAGUUACCGUUUUCUAGAAAAUAAUCUGAUGAUCCCUAUAAUGUAUCUGUGUUAAGUUAAUAAUAUGACAUCAUGCAAUUCUCUCAAUUUUUGCUGAUUUGCUUCUAAUAAAGAAAACACAGAUUGCUAUGGUGAAAACUUUACUUUAUGAAAUUAAAAUUUUGUAGAUAAUUUUUAAUGAUA